Messenger RNA from Microstroma glucosiphilum, 1160 nucleotides. Its product is annotated as DUF1445-domain-containing protein. Lineage: Eukaryota; Fungi; Basidiomycota; Exobasidiomycetes; Microstromatales; Microstromataceae. The transcript has 3 exons. Gene Ontology annotation, molecular function: D-glutamate cyclase activity. Gene Ontology annotation, biological process: glutamate metabolic process. The record is from RefSeq and is a predicted model, not a curated record. Bases 167 to 1096 code for a protein of 309 amino acids.
ACAGGGGUGAGCGAGCCACGAUCAGACAGAGCAGAGGCAUCGCGGACAGACGUGCGAACGAUUGCUGUCCCCAUCAGACGAGGUGGACUUGGACGUCUGUUGGAUGAAGCAGCUGGUUGGUCUCUUCGUUACCAUCGAAUGCUCGAUCUGACCACCAGAAACAAGCAUGACCGUCACUGUCACCGUCUCGUCAACGACGACCAAGGCUGCCUUCUUCCAUGAGCCUGGCCAGCUGCGCAAGGCUUGCCGUCAAGGAGCCUUCACCACAAGCACAGGCGGCCAGUGUCCAGGCUUUGUGCAGGCCAAUCUGCUCAUCCUACCAGCUCGAUUCGCAGCCGACUUCGAGAGAUUCUGCAGACGCAAUCCUGUCUCUUGUCCUCUACUAGGCGUCUCAGCCAAUGGAGAUCGCAAGAUACCUGCGCCCCUGAUCAGUGCUGGCGCAGCUCAGCUCGAUUCAGACGUCUGCUCUGACCUUUCUGGCUACAAUGUGUACCAAACGAGCUCGGGAAAGCUACUCUCCUCUACCGAGUCCGUCGAAGAGAUCUGGAGGCCAGACUUCUCCUCCUUCUUCAUUGGCUGUUCGUUCUCCUUCGAGAAUGCCCUUGCGGCAGGAGGACUGACUCCCAGGCACUGGUCGACUGGAGGACAGGUGGCAAUGUACAAGACAAAGUACAAGCUCCUGCCUGCUGGAGUCUUCCAAGGCCAUAUGGUCGUAUCCAUGCGGCCCUACCGCAAGGAAGACGUGCUCAAGGCUCGUCAAAUCACCGCAGAAUUCAUCUCCACGCACGGAGAGCCAGUCGCCUGGGGCUACGAUCAAGCCAAGAGCGUUCUGGGAAUUGAAGACAUCAGCAAGCCAGACUUUGGCUUUCCCACUGAGAUUCUCGAGGGGGAAGUGCCCAUCUUCUGGGGUUGUGGCGUCACGCCCCAGCUCGUCGCCAUGGAAACUUUCGCUAGACUGGCAAAGGAGAGGGAGUCAGGUGAAUCAGGGGCAAUGCCUCUCAUCGAAGGCGAGAUCGCUAUCGGACAUAUGCCUGGCCACAUGCUUGUCACAGAUUUGCCAGAAGAGGCAGUCGCACACGGUCAGAUUAUUCGUUGAUAUUAGGGCAUGGGCGGGUGACUAGACUGCUGCGCGUAAAUAGUCACUAUUCCUCCUUGCCACA